Messenger RNA from Lotus japonicus, 2262 nucleotides. RefSeq names its product protein TIC 62, chloroplastic. The record is from RefSeq and is a predicted model, not a curated record. NCBI's taxonomy places the organism in Eukaryota, Viridiplantae, Streptophyta, Magnoliopsida, Fabales, Fabaceae. The coding region runs from base 94 to 2106 and encodes 670 amino acids. The transcript has 14 exons.
GAGUACACACUAAUGGAUAAUACAACAAUAAUCAUGAUAUGAUCAAAACUAUUAGUAUUCACAGCUUCAUUCUAUUUCUCAUUCCUUCAAGCUAUGCCAAUGGAGGCUUUCUCACUCACCGCAACCACCAUUCCCUCCUCUUUGACACGUAGAGGGGCUACACACAAAACUUCAAGCCAUGUCAACCUUUCCAGGCACUUGCAUUUCAUGUCUUUCCCCUCCUUCGCAAAGCACAAAAUGCUUAGCACCAGAGCUCAAGCUUCAGGUUCAACAAAAUGUAGUGCGGGUAAAGCUGAGGGGAUCCCUGAGAAAACAGAUGCCAAGGAUGAUGACUUAGUCUUUGUUGCUGGUGCUACUGGAAAAGUUGGUUCAAGAACAGUGAGGGAGCUUAUAAAGCUUGGUUUUAGAGUCAGAGCUGGAGUGAGGAGUGCUCAGAGAGCCGGUGCAUUAGUUCAGAGUGUUGAACGGUUGAAGCUUGAUGCUACAAGUGGAGGCAGUCAAGCUGUAGAGAAGCUUGAAAUUGUGGAAUGUGAUUUGGAGAAGCCAGGUCAAAUUGGACCAGCAUUAGGGAAUGCAUCAACAGUGAUAUGCAGCAUCGGUGCCAGUGAAAAGGAAGUUUUCGACAUCACUGGACCCUUUAGAAUAGAUUAUCAGGCCACCAAAAACCUGAUUGAUGCAGCAACUGUUGCCAAGGUAAAUCACUUCAUAUUGGUUACUUCAUUGGGAACAAACAAAGUUGGCUUUCCUGCAGCUAUUCUCAAUUUGUUUUGGGGAGUCCUGAUUUGGAAAAGGAAGGCAGAAGAAGCAUUGCUAGCUAGUGGACUUCCAUACACAAUAGUGAGACCUGGAGGCAUGGAGAGGCCUACUGAUGCUUACAAGGAAACUCAUAAUAUAACCCUGUCAAGAGAAGAUACUUUAUUUGGGGGUCAAGUGUCAAACCUUCAGAUUGCUGAACUUAUGGCAGUCAUGGCCAAGAAUCGUGAUCUUUCGUAUUGUAAAAUAGUGGAGGUAAUUGCAGAGACAACUGCACCUCUGACUCCCCUGGAGAAACUUCUUCCAAAGAUACCUUCUCAACGCCCUUACGUAUAUUCACCCAAGAAACCAGAUAUUGCAGCUGUCAAUGAGCCAGAACCUUCUGCUAAUGUUGUAGCAGCGGAACCUAGCAUUGUCACUCAGGAAGAAACCACACAACCUAAACCAGUGGCAAAACAGCCACUUUCUCCUUAUACUGCUUAUGCUAAUUUGAAGCCACCUUCAUCUCCUUCUCCAUCUAAGCCUAGUGGUGGGAAAAUAGGAGAGAUCAAUGAAACAGUGGCAACACCUAUUGCUCCUGAUACUCCAAGUACCGAGCCGGUAUUAGAUGGUAUUUCUCAGACAACAUCCAUCUCAGAAGUGAAGAAGUCCCUUUCUCCUUAUGCAGCCUAUGAGGAUUUGAAGCCUCCCACCUCCCCAAGCCCAACACCAAGUAGCUCCAGUGAUAAACCUCUUGCUGCCUCAACAGAAGUGGAAUCGACAGGGGACAAUGUUGCUGCCUCAACAGAAGUGGAAUCUACAGGGGACAAUGUUUCUGCUUCAACAGAAGUGGAAUCUACAGGGAGCAAUGUUGCUGCCCCAACCGAAGUGGAAUCUACAGGGGACAAUGUUGCUGCCUCAACUGAAGUGGAAUCUACAGGGGACAAUGUUGCUGCUUCAACAGAAGUGGAAUCUACAGGGAGCAAUGUUGCUGCCCCAACCGAAGUGGAAUCUACAGGGGACAAUGUUGCUGCCUCAACAACAGUGGAAUCUACAGUGGGCAAUGUUGAUGAAAAGAAUCCUUCCCAAGAUUCAAAUUCUUCUAAUUCUCCCUAUCCUGUAUAUUCUGACUUCAAGCCUCCCACUUCACCGUCUCCUAAUGCACCCAAUACAUCAACCUCCAAAUCUGCUGUGGAUGUGGUGCCUGAGAUGGAUGCAGCAUCAAGCAAUGGACCAGCCCAGCUUUCAAUAGCAGAUGAAUCAAAGGAUGAGGAACAUGCCCCAGAACCAAAGUCAAGACCACUUUCACCUUAUACAAUGUAUGAGGACUUGAAGCCUCCAACAUCACCAACGCCAUCCUUCAGAAAAUCUUAGGAACUACUUGCAAAAAACCUCAUGGAAAUUUCAACCAUGUCAUUUAUUUCUUGAUGACCUUCUCAUGAAACUCAACGGGCACUUUUUUGCUCCUUUUUGUAAUUUACUUUUACCAUGUUGAAAUCUAAUAAGGAAAAGUUAUCACUUUUCAUGUUC